AGCGUCCGGCGUCCCCGGCGACGAGGAGAAACAAUUCUGCCGCAUCUUCUUCUUCUUCCGGCGCUCAUCCGGUUCCCACGCUUUGGCACGGCACGGCACAGACGCGGCACGGCACGGCACGGCAUGCUCCGACGCGCGGCCUCCAUGCUGCGCGGGCGCGCGGCCUGGAUCCCUCGUCGGCCAGUGGCGGCCGCGGCAAUACUGGUCCGACGCCGCCCGGAGCCGGAGGCCCGCCUCCGCGCCGCCGACGGCCGGGGCUACGCGCGCAUGGCGCGGCGGAUGCCGCCCACUAGACCUGACGGGUACUCCACCUCCGACGGCGAGGCCGACGCCUAUGGAUACGUCGAGAAGGACCCCGAGCCGGCCGCCGCGGACGGCGAGGAGGACGGCACCGAUGGGGAGGGGUGGGAGGGGUUCACGUUGGACCUGGGCGCCGGAUCCAACGUGGACGACGACGACGAGGAGGAGGAAGAAGAGGAGAAGUAACGCGAAGUCCGCCGGUGAUGAGGAGGAAGCGCAAGCAAGGUGUUUGUUGAAAUGACCAACGCCAUCGUUUACAUUCCCGUCGCUCCAAUUCCUAUGUACUCCCUAGCAUGGAAAAUACUACUCCGUAUUUAGUUGUAUUUUAUUAUUUGAAGAUUUGAACUGUUAUAUAAUCCGUAUACUAAUCCCGGUUCCUGCACAUCUUUGUGCUAAGUGUGCUUGUACGCUUAAUGUGACCGAUAGUUGGUUAGACUCUA
Molecule: messenger RNA, 740 nt
Organism: Hordeum vulgare subsp. vulgare (domesticated barley)
Lineage: Eukaryota; Viridiplantae; Streptophyta; Magnoliopsida; Poales; Poaceae
Exons: 1
Coding region: 124-486 (120 amino acids)
Source: RefSeq, a predicted model, not a curated record